UAAAUCUAAAAUCAUACCUAUUUCUUAAUUUUUUUUAUUCAAUUUUUUAUCACUUAUCCUGUUGGGAAAUAACCAGUGUUCUUUUUAUACUAAUAAAUAUUGUCGAAUUGUUUUACUUUUAUUUGUACUGAAACAAUAGUAUUUGAAGCAGUAUAUGCAAACUAUUAUUUAAAAACCAAUGAAUUGUGUCCUUAGAAGUUUCAAGAUUUUUCUCAACUAUGCUUAAUCAUUACUUUAAUUGAUAAUGUUCCGUUCCACCAAAUAAAUCUCGUGGAAAAUUUCCACUCGCCUUGUGUUAUAGGAUGGAUCCCAAACAAGAUACAUUUAAUGAGACAGUCUCUACAUUAUUAGAACGCAAGGUUCGUGGUUGGCUAAGUGGUGUUAUUGACGACAUGCGCCGUAGCAGUCCUGUACAGCAGUGGUUAGAUUCAUUGCCAGAAUCAGGACCACCUGAAUCUGAAAUUGUUGAAAGUGAGAAUGUGGAAACUGAAAAAUUAGAAAUUGGAUCAACAUCAAAAACAAAAACAAAUGAAAAGGCAGAUGAUUCAAUUACCGAAAAUACUGUCAUAGAAAUUGCUAAUGAUAUUUUACAAGAUGACAAGAUUUUGGAGGUUCCGGAACAAAAUGAAUGGAAAAGAAAAUCUUUGGAAAGUGGUGUACUUAAUACAAAGAAGAAUGCUCAAACGAAAUUGCAAAGAGACUUCUCAGUUCAAUCGGAGGGAUGUAGUCCUAGGUUAAAGAAUCCUUUACUAAGAGACCAUUCACUUCAGUCAGAUGGAAGUGGUUCAAGCGGAAGUUCGAUACUGAAUGUUCUAGGAGCAAGGAGAGUGGAUGCAGAAUCUGUGCUUCUAGCAUUAGGAUUUGGACCAAGUGAAAAGCAGCAAAAAUUGCAGAGAAUACCUGAUAGAUUUUUAAGGCCAUCAAAACUGAAGGGAAUAAGCACAGAACAAUUUAUCAAGCAUGAACAACAUUCGAUGAGAAUGCAUGACUGUGGAGUAUUUGGAUAUAGAGGCCUUACAGGGAAUCCCCAUGUACCACCAUCGACAAUUGUAGCUAAGAUUAUAGAUUGUCUUUUACAAGAUGAAGUCUGCCGCGAAGAAGCGCUGAUGAAGACCAGACAUUCGAUCGCGGACAUGAGGAGUGCGCCCGCGAUCCACGCACAUAUCCUCGCCAGACUUAGAAGUACAUAAUAUAUCUAAAAAGUAUCAAAACUAUAUUCUGAAUCAAACAAAGUAUCAACCAUGUUUCUUGCAAAUUCUUGAAGUCAUACUUCUUUUAGGAAGGUUAGGGAAAAAUUAUCAUAGUGAAUUUUUACGAUGUGUCAACUAGACCAUUUGUAUCAUACUUAAUAAUUAUUUGUUGUAAUAAUAAUUUCAUUAGUUUUAUGUAUUACUUCUUUUACAAUAUUGUUCUUUCUACAAAUCUAAAAUAGCACGAGAAAUUAAAUUUUUAAGGGGUUUUUACGACAAAGAAGGAUAACUUCUUUCGUGCGUACAUAAUUGCAUACACUUUUUUUUUUUCGAAAAUAAGCAAACAAAUUUUCGUAUUCUGGCCGAAUGCUUGAUAAGCAAGACCCAUAUGUCGGACUCAUAUCGAUAUCCAUUUCCGACUUAAAACUUCCUCUACGCUGUUGGCUUAUAGCUUUUUUAGCGAUAUCUUUGUAAGUUUUAUUAUCGGGCUUAAAUAUACGGAUCAGUCUUAUAAAAAUUAUGUACUUAAUCAAUGUACUGACACGAAUACAAUUUAAAUGCUGAAUCUCAAAAAUGUACUUACUAUAUAAUAUAUAUAAAAAAUGUACGAAAGCUUAGUACAUUAUCGUAUUAGCACUACAAUACAAAAAUGGUUACUUAAAUAAACGUAGGUAGAGCUAUUUAACCUUAACCAUAAUGUAUAAGCCAGUGGCUCGUAUUAUACUGCCUUUCUGGUACUUAUUUUGAAUAAAAGUUUAAAAAGAUAUGCAGGCGGGGGCGACUUCUCUGUAUGUCUAUAAAACGUGACCAAUCCCCGUGGUAUAAAGUAAUCGCACAGCACAACACUUAAGUUACUAAUUAGUAAUUAUAUUGAGGCGGUUCUGCCAAUGCCAAUCUAAUCGUGCGCGUUCGUGUCGGCAGCAGUUUCUAGCGGUUUUGUUUUAUAAUACAGCUGACGCGAAGUGGUUCCCAUUCUUCCCAUCUACCCCAGGUGAAGCGCGGUUACGCUUAAGAUUAGGCAUUUUAAGUAAAUGGCGCGUGCACAUAAAAAAAACGUAAAUCACCUAAAUAAAACAAUUUUCCAUAAUAUAAUUUCAGAACAAGUGUAAGUAAUCUAGUAGCCGCGCGAACGUAGGCACUGAUACCUACUUGUCCCACGCCGCACCAUAGCCGUUCAUAACUCGUAGAUGAUUAAUAUUUUUUCAUUUAAGUAUGUUUUAAAGCAGUCAGGGUAAAUAAAAAAAAAUCCCAAAUCACUUUAUGUAACAGAUUUUACAAUUACAACUUUCAAAUGGUAAUAUUUUAACACUGCAGAAUAAUUAUUAAUGUAAUCCCGAGUAACACAUUUAUAUACCUUACGCCAUCCCCACUCAUCUACUCGCCUCAAACUUCACAUCGCUACACUAGCGCCUCCUCUCCGCCACUCGCUCCUCACUUCACUUUACUCGUUACGACGUCUAAUUAUUUUGUUUGAAAACUUCAAUUAUUGAUUUUAUAGAUUUUUUAUGAUUACGGUUAAGUAGUUCUACUUGUGUAUUUACAAAUGAACGUGGCGCUGCAUUUAUCUGUCGCCUUUGUAGCGUCACGCUGUAUAUAUUAUAUUACUAUUAGCCAUAGAAAUGCCACUUUUGCGUGUUGGCUAAAAUAUUGCUUCCAUGGCACUGUAUAAAUACCACUGGACAGGCUGUUCCAUAUGUUUGACGGUAAUUUAUUUGUAUCUCUUUGAAGCGCCACCCGCGAGCGUCCAGAGAACUAGUUUUGACCUAUAAUACAAAUGGCUGCGAGAGAAGCGUACUAUACUCUGAAGUAUUUUUGCAUUUUGAAAUAAUUUCGGUCGUUUUCCUUGUUAUUUAUACUUCAGGAGUAAACAUAAUAAUGUACACAAUUUUUUUGUAAAUAGUUUAUCACAAUCUGUCGAUGUUUGCUGAGGUUGUCAUCACUAGUUUUAGUUUCGCAGACUCUCGCUACAUGGCCAGCAGCGCCAAAAUGGCGAAUAUCAAACAGGAACAAAAUCACUUUGACAGCCGCCAGUCCAGUGGUAAAUAGUAGGGGUCAGUGUUCCAUAAUGUCUGUGUAGUUUUAUCGAGUUUUUGGCUCGCACGUUCCAUUAAUUCUUGAGUUGAGCAUUUCAUGUAUGUUAAACCAGAUUUAAAUAGAAUUUUUUACUGAUGUUACAAAUCUCGUUAAAUGUCAUAUUUUGGCCAUGUUUUUGUUUGAAUGUUAGUUUUUAUUUUAAAUGCUUUAGAUUUUUUAGCAGUUAAGUAGUUAAUUAAAGUUCAAUGUUAAUGUUUUUAACUAAUGUAUAUUUUGUGUCAAUUUGUUAAAUUUACGUGCACGCUUGCUCAUUCUUAUUGAUCAAGCUGUUAAAAUACUUGAUUCCAUAUAAACGACUAAGAAAUAUUUUGUUUAGGCGCUUUAAGUCUUAAAUUCCAAUCGCUUGUAUUGGUUUCAAAAUGAAUGUCAGUUAACCGCGAACUUCAAGUUCAUAGUGUAUGUUUUCUAGUGAAGAAUAUCAUGAAAUUUUGAUUUUAACCUCGUCAAUAAAUAGGUAAAAAAUAUUUAUUUAAAUCGGCUUUACUUACGAUUUAUCUGUACAGACAAUUUUCGGAUCAGCUUCGAGCAAGUUGCGGCUUGACAGAUCAGGGGGGCGCAGUACGAGCGCAUACCUGUAGUGCGAGACGGGGCGUAACCGCGAACUCACUGCAUAAACCCUGAUGCAGGACGCCCGAAUGGUUCGAAACUAGUCGCUACUAACUCCGAUGAAUCAUGUCGAUUUAAAUAAAUAGAGUUAUUAAAUUCCCGCGGCAGUUAUAACAAUUUUAAGAUAAUAUUUUGGAUACGACGUAUAGUCUCCGAAAUAUUAAGCUGUUCAGACUUUGACGUCACUACGCUACAUUAAAUCACAGCGGUGCGUGAUAUUAUGACGUCAGAGAAUUUUUGCAGCGCAUAUAAAUAAUAUAACGGCAGUACUACGCGUUACCACACAGGCUUAGUGAUAUUCAGCAUUGUGGGCCGAAGACUUAUGUAACAAAUUAUGUCGUAAAAUUAGUAUAUCAUAUCACUGUCACUUUUUGUCGAAUGCGACAACCAAUCCCUUUUCAGUACCGCAUUAAUGGUAAGCUCAUAAGUAGACGAAAUUCAAUGAAAGACCUGGGUGUGACAUUUGACCAAAAGCUUACCUUUCACGACCAUAUAAUAACAGUCACUCAAGAGUCCUUUAUGAGACUGGGUUUCGUAUUAAGGAAAGCGCGCGAUUUCCACAGCGUCAAUAUUAUACAACUGCUUUACAGUACCCUUGUGCGUAGUAAGCUUGAAGCGAGCUCGUGCGUAUGGAAUCCCUACGAAGUAACCUACUCCCUUAUGCUGGAGAAAGUACAAAACGCAUUUUUGCGUUUCCUGUAUAAGCGGAAACUAGGUACCCGUACUUGUACCCGACGGCGUAUCUCGUCGGUUGCCUUGGAUACAACACUCUGGAAACCAGACGGGCUCUCGACCAGGCAACUACCUUGCUGAAAGUUAGCCGUGGCUUAAUAGAUGCCCCUGAUAUUCAUAACUAGCUGACCCGGCAAACGUUGUUAUGCCAUUUAAAGAAUAAUUCACGCGAUAGUUUUAUAAGUAAUAAUAAGUAAGUAAUUAUAGCCUGUACAUCAUUUUGUUCUAUUGUCAAUAGUUUUUGCAGCGCACGCAAAAAUAGGUUUUAGAUUUUACACCUUGUGUUACAAAAUAGCAAUUUUAUUACGGACCCCUAAUUUUGAAAAAAAAAACAGUCUAUAGCCUUCCUCGAUAAAUGGACUACCCAACACUGAAAGAAUCAUUCAAUUCGGACCAGUAGUACCAGAGAUUAGCGCGUUCAAACAAACAAACACUGCAGCUUUAUAAUAUUAAGUAUAGAUGAGCUGAUUCGAUUGUAUACACCUGACAAUUAUAUUCGUUGUAGAAAUCACCGUCUGCUGGCGGUAACCGCGUGUCGCACGGUAGCACGCACUGCAGCGCCCGUGCCGCGAGUCUUGAAAUUGUUUAAUCACCUCGUAGAAGCCCGCCCUGAUUGUGAUCUAUUUACUAAUAGACUUGAAGUGUUAAUGAACUCGCAUAAUAGCGUCUAACAAUUAUAGUUUAAUGUACUUGAUUAUUGUAAUUGGUGUUGUAACCGUUUUAAUCAAAAUAAAUAAAUAAAAAUGGUUUGAUCAGCCAAUGGCCAGGCCUGUAUUGAUACAUAUUUAAAAUCUGUCUCUCCCAAUAGUUUAAAAUAUUAGACAAAAAGUUGCAUAUGGGUAGAAGGUAAGUAGCACAUAAAUUAUCGCAAAUCGUGCGUAAAUCAUAAUAUUAUCGUAAUAUUUUUGUUGUGUAAGUUUAACGUUAAUUAUAAAUGUUUACGCAAUCUCAAAUUUAAAAUAAGUAUGGGUAGGUAAUUAAGCUAAAAUCAAUAUUUUUCCUCUUAUCAAUUAAAACAAUUUUGAAUGAAUAAUAUAGUUAAAUAAAAUAUUUAGUAUUUAAAUGUAUACACAGCAAAAUGAUAAUUAAAUUUAGUUGUAUGAAUUUAUAUCAGACAUAUUAUGUUGGCAUGAUUUAUUUAUUUUCUUGUUUUAUAUUUUCUAUUUUCGUAUUUAUAUUGGCUAUGACUAUGGCUGAAGGAACGCAUCAUGAAGCGGGGGAGGAGUAUUGCCGAUAUUGCGCGCUCGCUCACUCUUACCAUACGAAUAGGCAUGCACGGUUUAAUUCCGGAUUAUAGAAAUCAAAGUUCAUCAAAUAAAAAAUGAAGUAUUUAUUAUGUUUAAUGUUAUUUAUUUAAACUUUUCAUUUUAUAUACUAUAUUAGAUUUUUUAUGGUAGUAAGGGACGACACGAGCAGGACGUUCAGCUGAUGGUAAUUGAUACGCCCUGCCUAUUACAAUGCAGUGCCGCUCUGGAUUCUUAAAAAAACCCAAAAAUUCUGAGCGGCACUACUAUUAUUGCGCUCGUCACCUUGAGAGAUAAGAUGUUAAGUCUCGUUCGUAAGUAAUUUCACCAGCUACGGCGCCUAGUUAUAAUAAAUAAAGUGAUUUAUCUAACCAUUGAAAUAGAAUAUACCAAACCUAUCAUAACUCUCUUGUCGCUUUGUAAAGUCGCCAAUUUUGGUACUUAAAUAUUGUUUUUUAUAACUUAAUUAGGUAUAGGUACUUAGAAAUUGUCCCUUAAUACCGUUGAAUGCUUAAUGUAUAAGUAACUUUAAAAAAAUGAUUCUAUUUCACUUGACGAUGUUUAAAACUGUCUAUAUCUUAUAAAUAGUAACCAGUAAUGUGCUCUGUAAAUACCGAAUUUUUACAUAUAUAAUAUAUAGGUAUACAUUGUCAUACAUAUAGAUAAUCUUAACCCUAGAAUUAAACGUUUUAAUAUCAUUUACAACAGACGCCAUAUGUAUUCCAUUAAUUUAAAACAUGUUACUUAUAACUUUGGUAAAAUAGUUAUACGAUAUUAUUAUAAAUAAUGCAGAUAAGCAAGUGAUAUAAUCAUUAUGUUUUCUUGGUGUAAAUUCAUUUUAUUUCAAGCAAUAUUACGUUAUAACAUAUAUGGCAUUUGUAAGAAAAUCACCAAAAUUCUCGUUCGCUGUGAAGUUGUCACACGCACCUGUUGCAGCCUAGGAUGAAGUAUGAACUGAAUCUGUCAUGUGUGUACAGUCGUAAAAUAAAUAUAUAUAAAUAACCCUUUAACCCUGACAGAUCAAAAAGUACCACAUGGUAUGGACAAGCUUGGUUUCCGAGGUUGAUAAUUUGAACUUUCUUCUAAUGAGUUAAUAUACUGGUGAUAAUAAUCAAUAGACAAAUUAUUUUAAAUGAAAAUGUGGAAUUAUUUAUUACACAUUAAUUCUUUUUUUUAUAUUCCCAGAAAUGUUGUAUGUUUUUAUCGUUCAUGCAUAGUAUUGUUCGUUUGUCACAUCCAGAUAUAUGCUUCAUCGUAGGCACAUCCCGCAUUAGACCCUUCCAGGCCGUUUUUUAUUACUACACAACAAUUAACAGCAAAUUCGCAGCAAACUACACGAUUCUGAUGUAAUUUUUUAAAAGUACAGAAUAAAUGUUUACGCAAUCUCAAAUUUUAAAUAAGUAUGGGUAGGUAAUUAAACUAGAAUCAAUAAUUUUUCUCUUAUCAAUUAAAACGAUUUUGAAUGAAUAAUGUAAUUAAAUAAAAUAUUUAGUAUUUAAAUGUAUACACAGCAAAAUGAUGAUUAAAUUUUAUUGUAUGAAGUUAUGUCAGACAUAUUAUGUUGGCAUGAUUACUUUAUUUUCUUGUUUUAUAUUUUGGUGUUAAAUGCAAUUUUAUUGCGAGUAUUUGACAUUAGUAUAAAGUAUACCAUUUUGUGUAAACGUAAACAAAUAUUUAACAAUGUGGUACAUUAGAUUAAAUUUGUAACCAAAAUUUAUGAACAAUGCGGGACUCGAACCUCUCGGGUUCCGUCCGAGAUCGUGGGUUCGAUCCGCAUCGUUCACAAAUUUUGAUUACAAAUUUAAUAUAAUUAAUCCCAGAAGUAAGGAUAUCACUUUAGAAAUUACAAAUUGUUUGUGACUGAGUCCAAACAAUAAAAGUUUACUAUUCAUUAUUACCUAUAUGUUCUCUGUGCCUUAUCUUUGUAAAUACCUAUUUUGGUGUACUCGUUGUAAGCAAUGCGUCUUAAUGUUAUCAUUGAUUCCUCAUAAUAUUAUACUUAAAUUAUAAAUUCUAUCACUGGGUCAAAUAAAAUUUAUUGUUAGUUAAAGUGCAAUAUUUUAAGUGUUGUGAAAAUAAAUUCAUUUCCUUAAAUA
Messenger RNA from Leptidea sinapis, 7962 nucleotides. RefSeq lists its product as uncharacterized. The transcript has 6 exons. The record is from RefSeq and is a predicted model, not a curated record. The coding region runs from base 303 to 1190 and encodes 295 amino acids. NCBI's taxonomy places the organism in Eukaryota, Metazoa, Arthropoda, Insecta, Lepidoptera, Pieridae. Gene Ontology annotation, molecular function: signaling receptor binding.